Messenger RNA from Dreissena polymorpha, 10031 nucleotides. Its product is annotated as trichohyalin-like. The record is from RefSeq and is a predicted model, not a curated record. The coding region runs from base 203 to 4381 and encodes 1392 amino acids. The transcript has 37 exons. NCBI's taxonomy places the organism in Eukaryota, Metazoa, Mollusca, Bivalvia, Myida, Dreissenidae. Gene Ontology annotation, molecular function: protein binding.
GUUCACAUUGUUUAAUCAUAUGUUACUGAAUUAUGACUUAACUUCAUAUUGAUUGGAGAGUUAUUGAUAGUGUUAAACUAAGUAAUUUAACUAAGACAAGUCUGGACUAGAAAAGUACGUGAAGACUCAGACUGAAAUGUUUUUCUGAAGAGCCACACAUCUGCGCCUGUUGAAAGUUUUAGACAAAGGAAAGCCUUUCAAAAUGAUGAUCAACGACCAGAUGGUCCUGGAAGAGGACUAUGAUGAGAACUAUGUGCCUCCAGAGGAAGAGGUGGAAGAGUAUGCCCAAUGCAUCGGCAUAGAUCCUGACAGAGAAAAACAUCUACUCUGGAUUGCAAGGGAAGGAAUCAAUGCUCCUCUGCCUGACAAUUGGAAACCUUGUCAAGAUCCGAAUGGUGACAUCUAUUAUUUCAAUUUUGCCACUGGAGACAGUAUAUGGGACCACCCCUGUGAUGACUUCUACAAGAAAAUGGUCAUUGAGGAAAGACAAAAAUUUCAGCGUACUGGAAAAUCAGGUACACCCAAGAAAAAGAUACCAGAUGCAGGUAAAAAGAAGAAAGACAAACUGUCACCAGACAAGCAAUUGGGCCCCUUGAAAGCAGAGCAGAGCCUUGGGACCCCUGCGAUGCACAAACAGUUCCCUAAGGAGCAGGGCAAGCUCUCUGGGGGCCAGCUCAUACAGUCUGGGGGCCCGCUCAUACAGUCCGGGGGCCAACUGGGGCCACUCAAGGGCUCGGUUGGAGCCAGUGGAUUGAAAGAAAAAGCAUGGUGGAAAAAGCUUAUGAACCCACCUAAAUUAAACAAACUUCUGAUGCGCUCCAGUCUGAACACAACUACUGGUUCCCUGAACAAGUCUGGGCAUGGGCUGGGAGGCAGUGUGAACCUGAGUACCAACCUCACCAGCAGCAUGUCCAUACCUGUCUACUCAACCGAGUAUGAGGAUGAGGAUGAGCGACCUCAUAGCAGACGUCAAAGUGUGGACGUGGAGGGCUCAGAACCAGCUGGCCUUGGAUACGAGCACUCAGAACAGGAGACGGACAGUGAUGAAGACUAUGGGAAGGAUAUUGAUUUUGGGAUAGAUAAGAACCUUUCAGAGAGAAUAAUGGAUAUUGAGAACCACCCUGGAAUAAGGGACUCUUUGGAAAAGGACUUUGAUGUAACCUUGUCAGUGAUGUCGACCGCAAGGGGGGAGGACAACAGAAUCAGUCCACUUCAGGAGGACCGGAAACUCCGUGCGGAAAAGGCCGCAAUGGCUGCAGAAAAGCGGCUGUUCAGUGAUGCUGGAUUAUCAGGAUCUCAACGGCCUGAAGAAGUGAGAAAUGAAGAGGACAAAAUACGAACAUCCAACGAUAGAGCUCUUGCAGAAAUGCGCGAAAGAAUGGACAGAGAGCUGGAAAAUGCCAAACUAGAAUUGCUUGAGGAUAAAGAAAGUCGUCUCCAAAAAAUCAAAAACCAAAUCAAACGUGAAAUAGAGGAAGAAGAGGCUAAACUACGGAAAGAGAAAUCUUCAGUGGUUAACUCUUCUGUUCAGGAAGGGGACCAUGGGAGGCAACUCUUGCUAUCACAGCACGAGGAAAGUAUUGAGCAAUUAAAACAGGAUCUCACGGAAAGGACGAAAGUCGAGGAAGAGAAUCUGCGAAAGGAGAUGGAGGUGGCGCUGCAGAGACUGAGGUCGGAGGUUCAAUCCCUGCAGGCAGAGGAACAGGGCAAACUUGAGGAUGAAAAGAGGAAGGCCCUGGAACGCAUGCAGAAGAUGGUUGAUGAUGCAACAGAGGCGGAGAAGAAGCGACUUGAGCAAGACAAGCAGCAGACGUUAGAGACAAUGCAAGCGAAACACAGACUGGAGGCGGAGAGAAUAAGAGAGGAGGCAGAGCAGAAACACAGGCAGAAACUUCAGGAGUUGAGAGAGGAGCUGACUGAGAGCCAUGAGAAGAACCUGAAACGAAUGAAGGAGGAUCUUGCCCAUAUCCAAGAGCAGGAGAAAGAACAAAUGAAGCAAGAGCUAGAAGGGGCCAAGAAACGCCAAGAGGCCAUUAAUGACAUGGAAAAAGGGCUGGAGGAGGUGCUUGGAGAACGGAAGCAGGAGUUGAGGGACCAGCAUCAGAAGGAGUUGAGAAAGAUACAGGAGGAACAUGGUGCACAGCUUAAACGGCUCAGGGACGAGCACGCAGAUAAGGAAAAAGAUGAGAAAAAGUUGCUAGAGCAAAAUAUGGAUGCUGAGCGGCGUCGACUUCAGAAACAGCAGGAGAAAGAUCUGGAUGAGCUGAAAAGAGAGUUCACGAGAAAGAAGGACACCUUGGCUGAACAGCUGGAAGAUGAGCUCCGAGAUUUAGGAGUAGAGCAGGUUAUUAGGAAGGAGCAGGCUUUUCUACAGUUAGAAAAAGAGGAAGAGGAGCUUCAGGAGAGGAGGGCGGAGUUUGAGAGAAAGAAGGCGGAGAUUGAAAAGGCAACCAGGAACCUUGAAACUCAGGAGAGAAAGUUGGAGGAAAAAAGACGAAGGUUGAAAGAAGAUCUCAACAAGUUUGAAGAUGAACAGGAGGAGGCCUUUGCCAACCGCACGGUGAAGCUGAGUGCAGGUGAACUAGAGAGGAUGAAGUCCGAGCGCAAGCAGCUCAGUGAGGAGCUCCGGGCCGAGACAGAGACCCUGGAACAGGUCAAGGCCGAGAGGCGCAGUCUGGAGUCGGAGCUACUCAAGAUGAAACUCACCAGGGAUACCACCACGCACAAACUCAAGGAGAUGAAUGAGCGCCUGUCUCGCAAGGACAAGGAGUUGGAGGGGCUGCAGCAGAAGCUGAUAGACGGCCUUGAGGAGGAGAGGACCAUCGCCGAGGAGCGGCUACGUAGCGUCACUGAGCGUCGCCAUGGCAAUGGUAGAGAGGACAUCAGUGAUGAUGAGGAUACACGCAGAGAUCUCAUCAGGAAUAAAAAGAAAUCAAAAGCCAAACAAAGAAGAGAUGAGGAAGAUGGUAUAUCUGAAAGGAAUGCCUGGAAUGAACUGCUCUCAGAUGACAGCAUGGAUGAGAGUCCUAUACCACAUGCUGGCGGCCUGAAAGAGCAUGUUUCAAAGGAGAAGAAUGCCAUAUCAAUGUCGAAGGAAUUCCUCCGCAAACAGCGUCACUCUCUCAAGAGAAGACAGGCCGCAUUACAGGCUGCCAAACAGGAGCUGUUGAAGGACAUAACAAGGCAGAAACAGGGGAACAUGUCCCCUGAAAGUGCUCAUGUACUGGACGAUGUGAGACAGAGCCUUGAGAGGGAGGCCGCUGAACUGGACCGUAUGACUGUGCAGAUGAACGCAGGGAACAGGCUGGUGAAGGAGAAGGAAAAGUACCUGCACAGGCUCAAGAACAGGGCUUCCAAUGAUUACAACAGUGACUCUGAUGCAGACUGGAGCCCCUUUGACUACAACUUCAAGCCGGCCAGGCUGCCCAACCUUGACCUCAGUGAGGACGAUGCUAGCAGUGGCAUCUCCAGCACAGACAACAGUCUGGAUAACGUGCUACAAGCCCUGCACAAGCAGAUAGAGUCCAAUCCCAGUGCCAUGAUGUCUGCCCAGUCUACUGGACACAUGCCUAAUGGGGACGCGAGACAUGGCCUAGAGCCUAAUGACCCCCUGGCUCGGUCCCUCGUCAAGAUCAACACGGAACUCUCCAAGAUUAUUCAGUCUAUUGGCUCAAACAGGAGUUCCUCUAGUACACCCGUUCAGCCAGCUUCAACCACCCCUGUGGCUGGCACGCCCUCCUCAUUUGUCCCCGUGGCCCCUUCUCCACAGAGCACUCUAGGGGGCUCAUAUCCUGUGCAGGCAUGGAGGCCCAACAACCCUGUCUUUGGCUCAAACCCCUAUCUCUACCAUCCCCAACAUAAGGUAGACUAUGCAAGCCUCGUUUUGAAUGCUGAACAGUCAUUAGAGAGAAAGUGGAGGAAAUACUUUGGAGAUCGCAAGCCACCUUUGAGCAGCGCCACCAACUAUAUGCCGCUGUCACCUGUAACCUUUGGUCACACACCAGUCAGAGAUCAGCUGCGUAACUUCCGGUCCAGUCUUCCAGAUCUUCCUGGAAUGGUCUCCCCUUCCCCGCAGAUACCUCUCACGUCUACAAUCAAUACCGACCGCCUGUCACGCUUCAUGGGUGAUGAACGACAAUCACGCUUUGUUACCGAUGAACGCUUGUCCGAACAGAAGGAAUGGCUGAAGAAGUUUCAACAGGACGCCAGUUUUGGCCUUGCGUUUACAAGGGCUACCGCUUCUGAUGCAGGAUCUGUACACAGUCUAAAUGGAGAGAACAAGGUGUCAGAACCAGUCUCGUGUUCCACGCCAACACGGCCUGCAGGCGGUGUGCGACUUGAGCUUGAUGAAAACAACGAAAUACGUGUCAGGAAAUUCUAGCGAUGCAUUGCCCUGGAAUUGUAGUUUCAUAUUUAUGUGUACAUUUAGAAGCAUUUACAUGUCAUUACAUUCUUUUAAAUCACAGUACCAUACUUAAAAAAAAACACGUAUUGAAAUUGAAUUUUUACAUUAUUUUAAUUAAUAACAGGUAUUUACUUAUUAUAUUUAUUCUGCAGAAUGUGUGAUUUAACAGAUAUUAUGGGCAAUAAAAUUUCCUUUUAUCUUUUCGAAAACUAAAUAGCCUGAAAAUGUCUAUAAUGAUUGAGACUUUGCAGUCACCUCUCUUUUUAGAAUCAAUUUGUAGUACUGUUGUUUUGUGUAAAAAGUGUAAAUACUAUUAUUGGCUGUCUAGUUGGAUAAUGUUAUUAUUCUAAGAUAUCAACAGGUGUAGAAGUAGCAAGGUUUGUGAGCAUAUUUUAUUUAUUAUCUGUGAUAUGUUGCCUGUACAGGUAUAAAUUUCUGGACUAUAAAUGAACAGGUUUUAAAUUUAGAACCCUUGUGCUUUUGUCUUGGAAGAUUUUUUUACAUGGUCACAAUAUUCUGUAUUUGUGCUGUUUUUAUGUCCAUAUGUUCUUUGGCUAUAUGAGUGUUCUGUACAUAAAAGUAAUGGCUAGAUUUACUUUUUUAAAGUUGCUAUUUAUUUUAUGUAGUUUUGUUUGCAAAUGUUGCAUGCAUAUAAAUGCAAACAUUUAGAUAAAGUUUGAGCUGAAUGUUGAAGUCAAAAAGACGCAUGUAUGGAUUCUUGAUGUAUGAAUGUUGAGCUCUUUUUGAAUAGCUUUUGAAUCUCCAUGACCAAAUUUUUAAAAAUGAAUAAAAAGUGUAGUAUAAUUACUUAGUUGUUUAACAUUAUGCCUGCAUCAAGAUGGCGCAAUUAAGCAACAAAUUUAUGUAGUAAAUUUUCAGUAAACCAUUUAAUUUUGAGGUUUUUAUUUUACAAUUGUAAGGAUCAGUUUUAUGUUAAACAAGAAUUGGUUUAUUAUUUUGUUUACAAUACUGCAAUGAUUUCUUUCAUUUUUUUCUGUCAUUUGCUCACUUAAAUUGGUUCAUAAAACCCUCGAGCUGAUAAAGCUAUUUUUUAGAAUUAGAAUUGUUUUUGUUGAGUUAUCAGAAGAAAACUCUUCUAUAUUAGUCUUUGAUGAUCGUUGUUAGCAGAACUUGUCUUAUAUACAAUUUCUUUUUAUAUCAAUUAUUAUCAUUUAAGUGCACAGGCGUCUAUGAUUGCUUUUAAGUUAUUUUACAAUCCUACUACUUAUUACAUUCUUAUAAGUUCUUCAGUAAUACCAUCCCAUUCCUAGAUAUAUAUCUACUUACUUUUCUUUAAAUAUCCAUGUAAUAGAGGAUCUUGUCAUUAUUAACAACAAAUUAUCAUUUAUGAGACUGAAAUGAAAUUACUUUUUUCUUGUAUGAUUUCUGUUGUAUAUUUAUAUGAAUUCUUUUACAAUAGAUACAUGCGCAGACAGAAAUAGCUUUUAACAUAAGUCCUUUUGAACAAACAUGGACAGAAUUCACUGCAAUUAAUGGCAAAUCUCACAUUAUUAAUAGUGGUACUUUUGAGCCUUUUACUCAAUAUAAAGUUACUUACUUCUCUAACUUGCACUUGUUGCUGUGUGGUGUUAAAACUGUUUUACUUUAAUAUUGUCCACACAUAUACCACUAUAAACUCAAAUGUAUAGCUUGACUAUUCACUGAAUUCACGUCAGUUUGAAGCAGCUAUAAACCUCAGUAAAACCCAUGAAUCUCCAAGUUUACAAAGGUCCAUCCAUUCACGGGUAUAAGAAUCUCUUGUUGUAAGAUAUAACCGUCAAUUUUUGUUAAUUCUUAUUUUUUUAUACUUGCUACAUGUCAUAUUAUACUAAUCAAAUGUACAUUUGAUAUGUCUGUAUAUCAUUGUAUUGCAAACAAUAUUUAAUUUGUCACAACUGACAUUGGAUCAUUUUUUUUAUAUAUAUAUUUUUUUUCAUCUUUGGCAAACCACCAAAGAAUGACCAAAAAGGGAACCAUUGAUUCAGUAUUAAUUAGAAUAACCAAUAUGUUAUGUUAUUUUGUGAUAUAACAUAAUAGAAAGGCAUCAAAUCAACACAGUAGCUUGGUUCUAAUUUGUUAACAAGAGGGCCAUGAUGGCCCUGAAUCGCUCACCUGACUAACCUUGCUACAUCAACUUAAAUUCUAUCAUACCCAUAUACAAUCCCCAGCCAGAUUUCAUUAAUUAAUACAUUUUGACAAAAUUUCAUUAAGACGUGAUGAAAACUGUGACCCCUUUCAUCUACACAAGGUUUUACUAGAAUUGGCCUGGUGACCUAAUUUUUGACCCCAGAUGACCCAUAUACGAUCCAAAAUCAGAUAUUAUCAAGAUAAACAUUCUAUUGUCUACACAAGUUUUUUCUAUUAUUUGACCUAGUGACCUAGUUUUUGACCCCAGAUGACCAAAAUACAAUCCCAACCCAGAUUUCAUCAAGAUUAACAUUCUGACCAAAUUUCAUAAAGAUUGGAUGAAAACUGUGACCUCUAUUGUCUCCAAAAGUUUUUUCUAUUAUUGGACCUAGAGACCUAGUUUUUGACCCCAGAUGACCCAAAUACAAUCCCAACCCAGAUUUCAUCAAGAUAAACAUUCUAACCAAAUUUCAUAACGAUUGGAUGAAAACUGUGACCUCUAUUGUCUACACAAGGUUUUUCUAUUAUUUGACCUAGUGACCUAGUUUUUGACCCCAGAUGACCCAAAUACAAUCCCAACCCAGAUUUCAUCAAGAUAAACAUUCUGACAAAAUUUCAUAAAGAUUGGAUGAAAACUGUGACCUCUAUUGUCUACACAAGGUUUUUUAACCAGGUUUUUAACCAGGUUUUCCGAAGGAAAAAACUGGUUAUUAGAUUGGCGAAUGCGGGCGGGCUGGCUGGCUGGCGGGCGGGUGGAACAAGCUUGUCCGGGCCAUAACUAUGUCGUUCAUUGUCAGAUUUUAAAUUAAUUUGGCACAUUUGUUCACCAUCAUUGGACGGUGUGUCGCGCGAAAUAAUUACGUCAAUAUCUCUAAGGUCAAGGUCACACUUUGAGUUCAAAGGUCAAAAAUGGCCAUAAAUGAGCUUGUCUUGGCCAUAACUAUGUCAUUCAUUGUGAGAUUUUAAAAUCAUUUGGCACAUUUGUUCACCAUCAUGGGACGGUGUGUCGCACGAAAGAAUCACGUCAAUAUCUUCAAUGUCAAGGUCGCCACGACUAAAAAUAGAUUUUUUUUAAAAACAAACUUACAAAGGGGGUUAAUAUUGUUUGUUCAUUUCAAAAGUUCAGUUUGAGUUUUCUCCCUUUAUCAGAUUUUUUUUCACAAUCAAAACCUGGUUUUGUGACAAUUUUGUCCCUUGUCUAUUAUUUGACCUAGUGACCUAGUUUUUGACCCCAGAUGACCCAAAUAAUACAAUCCCAACCCAGAUUUCAUCAAGAUAAACAUUCUGACCAAAUUUCAUAAAGAUUGGAUGAAAACAGUGACUUCUAUUGUCUACACAAGGUUUUUCUAUUAUUUGACAUAGUGACCUAGUUUUUGACCCCAGAUGACCCAAAUACAAUCCCAACCCAGAUUUCAUCAAGAUAAACAUUCUGACCAAAGUUCAUAAAGAUUGGAUGAAAACUGUGACCUCUACUGUCUACACAAACAAAUUGUUGACGGACACACGCACAACGGAAGCCGGACAUCACACGGUCACAUAAGCUCACCAUGUCACUUUUUGACAGGUGAGCUAAAAAUAGAAAAAAAGUAAUAAAGUUUCACCUGUAAAUAAAUUAAAGUUGUAUGAUGCAUUAUUACAUUCCACCAAAAGAAAUCACUCUGUCCUGAAACUUGUAAGGACUAUUAUUCAAGGAAGAAUUUUAAGUUCAGCAAUUAGCUGAUGUUUGAGGUGAAAAAACUAUGUGGCCAUCUUCAAGUUCAAUGUUUGAAUUGAUAGGUAAAAAUACAGCUCUUAAUUGUCAAAAAAGGGCUUGUCUGCUCUUUACCUUGACUUUGAGUAAAAGGAUUUUAAAAUGCAAACAUAUAGUUGGUUUCUUCAAGGUCUAGGUCAUACUUUGAGGUCGAAGAUCAGAUUUUUGUAUAAAAAAGGCUUGUACACCCUGUUACUUUACUAUACAUUCAAAUAGCAUAAAACAACAAUUUGUAACACACAAGAAAUUCUUGGCUACUUUGAAAAUCCUUCUUUGAAAUAAAGAGCAAAAAUAUUGGUUGUCAUGACUCUAUGUGAGUGUCAGCCAUAGGUAAUUUUUGUGUUUACUUUAUUAAUUACAUUGUUAGUUCAAUAACUGGUUUUUGUCAUAUUUUGACGUGUUAUUUUAUCAACAUCUGUUUGGAUUCACGUGGAGAAAUGUGUAUUGCUUUAGUUUCUUUUCGAAGGCAAGAUUCGCCUCUGUGAAUAAAAAAUGUACAGUUGUAUAACAAUAGAGUAUUAUGAUAUUUGUUUACAUGAUUUAUUGCCACAUGUUAGCAUUUACAGAAUAAAUAAUUGGGUAUACUUUUAUAUUUUUUAUACCCCCGCUAUGAUAAUGACUGAAGCGCAUAGUAUUAACUCUGUCCGUGUUGGUGUGGUAUAUUUUGUGCCCAUAAAUUUGUAUUACAUGAUGGGAUUUCGCAAUUAAUUGCCACAAAUGAUCCUCAUAUUGAGAAGAUGUGUUGUGUACUUGUCGCUGUCUUCUAAACAAGGUCACAGUGGACUCAUGGAGUUUUUGCUUAGUCCUUGUUUGUAUUUUGUGAAAGUACAUGUUUGUAUUGAAAUGUGUCGUGGACCCUUGAAGUUUGUUCAUAGUCCAUUUAAUAUAGUAGUAGUAAAAGAUAUUCAUAUGACUAUGGUCUAAUCCUUUAUAGUUCAUUGGCAAAAUCUUUCAUCCUUGUCAGACAGCAUGUUGCAUGUACAUGUACCAUCAAACAUCAAACAAAGCUUACAAAUGUUAUUAUGUCUCAUAUGAAAGAGGCUUAAUGAGUAGCAACAGAUACAAAGGACCUGUAUAUUAACUGUUUACAUUAUGUCUGGCAAACAAUACUCGGCUCAGUUUCGGGCGAAAUUUAGUCAGGGCAUCUGUAUCCUUAGAAUACAUUUCUUUUUUAUUAUUGUUUUGGUUGUGAAGUCCGCAUCAGGGUUGUUUGUUGUUGAUAUGUAACUGGUUGUGAAAUAUUACUUUCUUCUGUGUUAUCACAUGGUUUAAGUGAAUACUAAUAUGCUUUAAACAGGCAUUAAUAAUUAUGAACUUUGUACAUUGGUUUGAUGUAUCAGUUUUUAUAAGAUUGACUGUAGAUUGAAAAUAAAGAAUCAUUUUGCUUUCACUUAUCUAUCGAUGCAACACAUUGCAUGAAGAAUCGCCUGCUGUAGAAAUCUGUAAACAAAACAAAUGAAGACAAUUGUAAAUAAUUUGUGCAACCUUUAGAACUUAAGUGUUAUUAUACCUAAAGUUUUCCAGUGAAAAGAAUGCUUCUUUUCUUGUUUGAUGGACAUGUGAAGAUUUGUACUUUUAGCAAGUGUAUUUUCGAUUUAGUUGUUGACAUAUGCACUGGAAUUAUGUUGUUUACACAUGUACAGCCAUUAUUUUGUUGAAAUGUACAGUUCUUUAAGAUUGUGUAUUAAGCAAACUUACCUGAAGUAGGAGUACCAGUAGCCUAUGCAAAUAAAUUGAUUUAUAAAUGUA